Lotus japonicus is the source of this 3877-nucleotide messenger RNA. Its product is annotated as disease resistance protein Roq1-like. The transcript is spliced from 4 exons. Bases 93 to 3026 code for a protein of 977 amino acids. Gene Ontology annotation, biological process: signal transduction; defense response. Gene Ontology annotation, molecular function: ADP binding; ATP hydrolysis activity. Lineage: Eukaryota; Viridiplantae; Streptophyta; Magnoliopsida; Fabales; Fabaceae. The record is from RefSeq and is a predicted model, not a curated record.
CAGGACUUGACUUUGAGGCCUGCGCUCCAAACCUUAAAUAAAACAAUGAAGAAUGUCGAUUCAUUGUUGAACUGCAGAGCAAACAAAGUGUCAUGGCUUCCAGUAAACGCUCUUCCUUCACCAAUGGAUUCACCUACGAUGUUUUCCUCAGUUACAGAGGAACAGACAGUCGCCAUGCUUUCACUGUCAAUCUCUACAAAGCCCUUCUUGUUAGAGGAAUCCACGCCUUCAUUCACGAUGAAGAGCUUGAGAAACAGGGUGAAAUCACACCACAAGUUCCCAAGGCCAUCGAACAGUCCAGGAUAGCCUUCGUGGUCUUCUCCAAGGAUUAUGCUUCUUCUUCAUUUUGCUUAGACGAGCUUGUGCAUAUCUCUGAGCAUGUCAAGGCAAAGGGUCGGUUGGUUUUGCCGGUUUUUUAUGAUGUUGACCCUUCUGAUGUGCUAUAUCAGAGAGGAAGUUAUGGUGAAGCAUUUUCCAGGCAUGAUGAGAUGUUCAAGGAUGAUAAGGAGAAAGUGCAGAAAUGGAGGGAUGCUCUGCAUCAAGCAGCUUACUUGUCUGCUAGCUACCAUUUCAAACAUGGGGAUGGAGAUGAGCGUGAGUUUAUUGAAAGGAUUGUCAAAGUGGUCUCUAGUAGGAUUAAUCGGCUUCCUUUACAUGUUGCGGAUUACCCGGUUGGUUUGGAGUCUCGAUUGCAAGAAGUUUGCUCGUUUUUGGAUGUUGGAUCUGAUCAUAGAGUCCUCACGGUAGGGAUUUGGGGGAUGGGCGGAAUAGGUAAGACAACCCUUGCUCGAGCAGUUUCCAAUUUGGUUGGUGAUCACUUUGAAGGUUUAAGUUAUUUGGAUAAUGUGAGAGAAGUUUCAAGUAAGCAUGGGUUAGUACAUCUCCAAAAGAAGCUCCUUCUUGACAUGCUUGGCAAGAAGGAUUUUCUUUUUGAAAGUGUCUAUGAAGGAGCUUCUGUCAUAAAGACGAUGAUCCACCGAAAGAAAGUCCUUUUGAUUGUAGAUGAUGUGGACAGUAUAGAGCAAUUGAGGGCUUUGGUUGGAGGACCUGAAUGGUUUGGUUCUGGUAGCCGAGUUAUCAUUACAACUCGGGACAAACAUUUGCUUGUACAUCAAGGGGCUGAUAAAAUAUACGAGGCAAGAGAGUUAAAUUUCACUGAGUCUCUUGAAUUGCUUAGGUGGAAUGCUUUUAGAUAUGGCAAUGUUGAUCCAAGUUACACAGAAGUUUUAAACCAAGUUGUAGCUUAUGCUUCUGGCCAUCCGUUGGCUUUGGAAGUAAUAGGUUCCAACAUGUUCAAAAAAAGUGUGGCGGAAUGGACAUCAGCAUUAAAUCGGUUAAAAAGGAUUCCUCACAAAGGUAUUCAGAGCAUGCUCAAAGUAAGCUAUGAUUAUUUGGGGGAAGAUGAGAAAAGAGUCUUUCUUGACAUUGCUUGCUGCUUCAAAGGAUAUGAUUUGACUGAGGUUGAAGAUAUACUUCGUGCUCAUCAUGGUUACAACAUGAAACAUCAUAUUGGAGUGUUGAUUGAAAAAUCUCUCCUAAGUGUUAGUUCAGAUGGUAAGGUAACACUACAUCCCUUGCUAGAGGACAUGGGUAAAGAAAUUGUCCGCCAGGAAUCACCGGCAGAGCCAGGGAGACGCAGUAGAUUAUGGUUCUCUGAAGAUAUAGUUCAAGUUUUAGAAGAAAAUAUGGGAACUAGUUCUAUUGAAAUCAUACAUCUGGAUUUCCCCUUCAUGCAAGAAGUAGAAUGGGAUGGAAAGGCCUUCAAGAAGAUGAAAAAACUCAAAACACUUAUUAUUAAAAAAUGUCAUUUCUCCAAAGCUCCCAUUCAUCUUCCUAAUAGUUUAAGAGUGUUGGAAUGGUGGAGAUAUCCUUCAGAAGAGUUACCAUCCGACUUUCAUGCAAAGAAACUCGCCAUAUUGAAGCCGGCCAAGUUACUUAAGGAAAGUGGGCGGACCUUACCGAAGGUUCCUGAAGUUCCACGGGAUUAUCUGAGGGUUUCUCCACUGACGUUGCGUAUUUUGCAAAGAGUAUUUCUAGGGGAGAAGGCAUGGAGACCUUUUGACCUAUUGCAGGCUUUACCAAGCUUUCUUGAAGUUUUGCAGACUUCUCAGAGGGUUCCUCAACUUACGUUGCACACUUGGCUUUUUCAAACCAAGACAGUGUGGAGACAUUUUGUCCUUUUGCACGCUCUAGAGAGUGUUCCUGUAAUUUUGCAGACUUCUCAGGUGGUUCCUAAUGUUAAUUUGCAGACUUCACAGAGGAUUUUUCAAGUUGAGACGGUGUGUACACAUGUUGGUUUGCAGACUUCAGUGAGCAUUCCCGGAGUUAUACCAACUUUUGUCAUGGUUCCUGAAGUUAUGUUGCAGACUUCAAUGCGAGCUGAGAUGGUGUGGAGACUUGUUGGCCUUGCAUCAACUGUAGUUGGCCUGUUUUGUCAUGCACUGAGCCCUUCUCUCAAACGUUUAAUUGGUGGAUGGAACUUUUUCAAGCUCUUUCUUUACUGUGUGCUAUCCUUUGUUGUCUGUGUAACCAUAUUGUUUGCCAAGCAGUUCUCACUCUUACGGAAGCCAGGUCAGCUUAAAAACUAUGUGAUCUUUGCAGUUUUGAUGAUCAUGUCAGUGUACUCAUUCUUAUAUGACAAAGCUGUGGACGGGAAACCAGAAAUAAAGAGCUUGGUUUCUAAUGCUGCCUUUGCUUUAGUGUCACUGAGCUUGUCCAAACUGGUUAAAUCUGGAUAUGAGAUUGGUAUAUUCGCUUAUUUCCUGACCUGCUUUACCAUUCAACUGGUGACCAUUAACUGGGCGCUUAUUUUGGUUGCCAUAAUCUUUGGUUGUCCACUCUUUGUUAUGCAUUCCUCUUCACAUUCCACCCAAAAUGAUGGUGAUGGAGGUCAUGUUAUUCCUUUCUCUUUGGAUUCCCGACCAAAUGUUGGACGUGGUGGUCAACAUCAUGUCGUAGACAUGCCACGUGAAGAAAGGGAAUUACAGCAAAGAACAAACAGUUUAAGAAGUUCUGUAGCAUUGUAGAGAAUUCAGAUUUAUGGAACCAUAUGGAUUAUGGAGUUGAAGCAGCAAUUCAAAAGUGUCUUAAUGUGAGAUAUUUGUUCCUGAAGAAUUUUGGUUCUUGAUGUUUAGUCUCAGAGCAAAAGCCUUAAUGAGUUCAUUCGUCUUUAGAGCUUUGUGUAUACCCUUUUCUGUUUGUGCUUUGUAAAUAACAGGGAAUUGUCUGUGCCUUUUUGGUUCCAAAGGAAUUUAGGGAAUUGUGAAUGUCUUUUUGGUAUAGUUGUGUUAUACUGGAGAACAAGGCAUGUGUAAAUAGACUUUAUUUUAGUGAUAGAUUUCAAGUUCAGCCUCCUCAUCAAUGGCGCUGAACAAUUCUGUUUUGUAUAUCUAUGUUUUUCAGCAAGAUCGACGAACCUAACACUUCUUUAUGAUCUACUGUGCGAACUUGAGAGCACAAUGGAAUCCAAGUUGAGAUUUUAUGGCAGGUAAGCAGCAUUGGAAUCGCAACAGAAUCCUAUCCUCCCAUUCUUCCCCACAAAGGAUCAUUAAUUACUGAGUAGUUUCAUUUCCCUUUCAAAUGAGAAAUGGUGCAUUUGAUUAAAUGUUGUAUGCCAGAUACUCGGCUAGCUUUCGGAGUAGAGAAGGUACCUUUGUGUGACUGUAACUUUUAUUGCAGUUUUUUUAUCAAUGGCAUUGCCCACAAAAUGUUUUAGGGAGAACACUAACCUAUUCUAGUUAUGAUCAGUCAUUCUAAGUGGACUGCUUAUAGGUGCGUGUGUGCAUGCUUUUCUUUUCAUUUUCUUUAUUUUUGCGGUUGUUUUGAUGCUGUAAGACUAAUGUAUUUCAUAUUCAUAUUUGCUACUCUGUUUUUCACA